CGGCCCGUGAGCCCUGAAUCGCUGGCCGCGGAGGGUCUUGGCCAUUUUCUUGGGACCUCUUCAGCUUGACAGGAUGGCGGAGGAAGGAGCUGUGGCCGUCUGCGUGCGAGUGCGGCCGCUGAACAGCAGAGAAGAAUCACUUGGAGAAACUGCCCAGAUUUACUGGAAAACUGACAAUAAUGCCAUUUAUCAAGUUGAUGGAAGUAAAUCCUUCAAUUUUGAUCGUGUCUUUCAUAGUAAUGAAACUACCAAAAAUGUGUAUGAAGAAAUAGCAGCACCAAUCAUCGAUUCUGCCAUACAAGGCUACAAUGGUACCAUAUUUGCCUAUGGGCAGACUGCUUCAGGAAAAACGUAUACUAUGAUGGGUUCAGAAGAUCAUUUGGGAGUUAUACCCAGGGCGAUUCAUGAUAUUUUCCAAAAAAUUAAGAAGUUUCCUGAUAGGGAAUUUCUCUUACGUGUAUCUUACAUGGAAAUAUACAAUGAAACCAUUACAGAUUUACUCUGCGGCACUAACAAAAUGAAGCCUUUAAUUAUUCGAGAAGAUGUCAAUAGGAAUGUGUAUGUUGCUGAUCUCACAGAAGAAGUUGUGUAUACAUCAGAAAUGGUUUUGAAAUGGAUUACAAAGGGAGAAAAGAACAGACAUUAUGGAGAAACAAAAAUGAAUCAAAGAAGCAGUCGUUCUCAUACCAUCUUUAGGAUGAUUUUGGAAAGUAGAGAAAAGGGUGAACCUUCUAAUUGUGAUGGAUCUGUUAAGGUAUCCCAUUUGAAUUUGGUUGAUCUUGCAGGCAGUGAAAGAGCUGCUCAAACAGGAGCUGAAGGUGUGCGGCUUAAGGAAGGCUGUAAUAUAAAUCGAAGCUUAUUUAUUUUGGGACAAGUGAUCAAGAAACUUAGUGAUGGACAGGUUGGUGGUUUCAUAAAUUAUCGAGAUAGCAAGUUAACACGAAUUCUCCAGAAUUCCUUGGGAGGAAAUGCAAAGACACGUAUUAUCUGCACAAUUACUCCAGUAUCUUUCGAUGAAACCCUUACUACUCUCCAGUUUGCCAGUACUGCUAAAUAUAUGAAGAAUACUCCUUAUGUUAAUGAGGUAUCAAGUGAUGAAGCUCUCCUGAAAAGGUAUAGAAAAGAAAUAAUGGAUCUUAAAAAACAACUAGAGGAGGUUUCUUUAGAGACACGGGCUCAGGCAAUGGAAAAAGACCAAUUAGCCCAACUUUUAGAAGAAAAAGAUUUGCUUCAGAAAGUACAGAAUGAGAAAAUUGAAAAUUUAACACGGAUGCUGGUGACCUCUUCUUCCCUCACGUCGCAACAGGAAUUAAAGGCUAAAAGAAAACGAAGAGUUACUUGGUGCCUUGGCAAAAUUAACAAAAUGAAGAACUCAAACUAUGAAGAUCAAUUUAAUUUUUCAGCAAAUAUAACAACAAAAACACACAAGCCUUCUUUAAGUUUAUUAGGAGAAAUUGAUGAAUCUCUCUGUUCAGAGUCUGAUGUUUUCAGUAACACUCUUGAUACAUUAAGUGAGAUAGAAUGGAAUCCAGCAACAAAGCUACGAGAUCAGGAGAAUGUAGAAAGUGAGUUGAACUCACUUCGUGCUAAUUAUGAUAAUCUGGUAUUAGACUAUGAACAACUACAAAGAGAAAAAGAAGAAAUGGAAUUGAAAUUAAAAGAAAAAAAUGAUUUGGAUGAAUUUGAGGCUCUAGAAAGAAAAACUAAAAAAGAUCAAGAGAAUGAACUAAGUUCUAAAGUAGAGCUGCUUAGAGAACAGGAAGACAAGAUUAAGAAACUACAGGAAUACAUAGCAUCUCAAAAGCUAGAAAAUAUAAAAAUGGACUUGUCAUACUCAUUGGAAAGCAUUGAAGACCCAAAACAAAUGAAACAGACUCUCUUUGAUGCUGAAACUGUGGCCCUUGAUGCCAAGAGAGAAUCAGCCUUUCUUAGAAGUGAAAAUUUGGAGCUGAAGGAGAAAAUGAAAGAACUUGCAAGUACAUACAAGCAAAUGGAAAAUGAUAUUCAGUUAUAUCAAAGCCAGUUGGAGGCAAAAAAGAAAAUGCAAGUUGAUCUGGAGAAAGAAUUACAAUCUGCUUUUAAUGAGAUAACAAAACUCACCUCCCUUAUAGAUGGCAAAGUUCCGAAAGAUCUGCUGUGUAAUUUGGAAUUAGAAAGAAAAAUGACUGAUCUUCAGAAAGAACUGAAUAAAGAAGUUGAAGAAAAUGAAGCUUUGCAGAAAGAAGUCAAUUUACUUUCGGAAUUGAAAUCUUUACCUUCUGAAGUAGAAAGGCUGAAGAAAGAGAUACAUGACAAAUCUGAAGAGCUCCAUAAAAUAACAUCAGAAAAAGAUAAAUUGUUUUCUGAAGUAGUUCAUAAGGAGAGUAGAGUUCAAGGUUUACUUGAAGAAAUUGGGAAAACAAAAGACGACCUAGCAACUACCCAGUUGAAUUAUAAAAGUGCCGAACAAGAAUUCCAAAAUUUCAAAACCCUUCAUAAGGACUUUGAGCAAAAGUAUAAGAUGGUCAUUGAGGAGAAUGAGAGAAUGAAUCAGGAAAUAGUUAAUCUCUCUAAGAAAGCACAAAAAUUUGAUUCCAGUUUGGAUGCUUUGAAGACCGAGCUUUCUUACAAGACCCAAGAACUUCAGGAGAAAACAUGUGAAGUUCAAGAAAGAUUAAAUGAGAUGGAACAGCUGAAGGAACAAUUAGAAAAUAGAGAUUCUAGGCUGCAAACUGUAGAAAGGGAGAAAACACUGAUUACUGAGACACUGCAGCAAACCUUAGAAGAAGUAAAAACUUUAACUCAAGAAAAAGAUGACCUAAAACAACUCCAAGAGAGCUUGCAAAUUGAGAGGGACCAACUCAAAAGUGAUAUUCACGAUACUGUAAACAUGAACAUAGAUACUCAAGAACAAUUACGAAACGCUCUUGAGUCUUUGAAACAACAUGAAGAAACAAUUAACAAACUAAAAUUGAAAAUUUCUGAGCAAGUUUCCAGAAAUUUGCAAAUGGAAGAAAACACGGGACAAACUAAAGAUGAAUUUCAGCAAAAGAUGGUUGGCAUAGAUAAAAAACAGAAUUUGGAAGCUAAAAAUACCCAAACACUGACUGCAGAUGUUAAGGAUAAUGAUAUAAUUGAGCAACAGAAGAAGAUAUUUUCUUUAAUACAGGAGAAAAAUAAACUCCAACAAAUGUUAGAGAGUGUUAGAGCAGAAAAGGAACAGUUGAAGACUGACCUAAAGGAAAAUAUUGAAAUGACCAUUGAAAACCAGGAAGAAUUAAGAAUUCUUGGAGGUGAACUUAAAAAGCAGCAAGAGAUAGUUGCACAAGAAAAGAACCGUACCAGAAAGAAGGAAGAAGAACUUUCUAGGACCUGUGACAGACUGGCAGAAGUUGAAGAAAAACUAAAUGAAAAGAGCCAGCAACUCCAAGAAAAACAGCAACAACUUCUUAAUGUACAAGAAGAUAUGAAUGAGAUGCAGAGAAAGAUUAAUGAAAUGGAAAAUUUAAAGAAUGAAUUAAAGAACAAAGAAUUGACAUUAGAACAUAUUGAUGAACUAAGAAGAAACAUAUCUGAGAAUACAGCUCAAAUAAUGAAUAUUCAGGACUUAGAAAAAUCCCAUGCCAAAUUACAAGAAGAGAUCCCAGUGCUUCAUGACGAACAGGAGCUACUUCCUAAUGUGCAAGAAGUCAGUGAGACUCAGGAAACAGUGAAUGAACUGGUGUUAAUAAAAGAACAGUCCACAACCAAGGACUCAACAACACUGGCAAGCAUAGAAAUGGAAAGGCUCAGGUUGAAUGAAAAAUUUCAAGAAAGUCAGGAAGAGAUAAAAUCUCUAACCAAUGAAAGAGACAACCUUAAAAUGAUAACAGAAGCCCUUGAAUUUAAACAUGACCAGCUGAAAGAACACAUUAGAGAAACUUUGGCUAAAAUCCAAGAAUCUCAAAGCAAACAAGAACAGUCCUUAAAUAUGAAAGAAAAAGACAAUGAGACUACUGAAAUCAUGAGUGAGAUGGAGCAAUUCAAAGACAAAGAUUCAGCACUAGUAAGAAUAGAAAUAGAAAUGCUCAGAUUGUCCAAAAGACUUCAAGAAAGUCAUGAUGAAAUGAAACCUUUGACUAAGGAGAAAGAUGACCUACAGAGGUCGCGAGAAGUUCUUCAGUCUGAAAGUGACCAGCUCAAAGAAAACAUAAAAGAAAUUGUAGCUAAACACCUGGAAACUGAAGAGGAACUGAAAGUUGCUCGUUGUUGCCUGAAAGAACGAGAGGAAACUAUUGAUGAGUUAAGAAUCAAUCUUUCAGAGAAGGAAACUGAAAUAUCAACCAUUCAAAAAGAAUUAGAAGCAAUCAAUGAUAAAUUACAGAACAAGAUCCAAGAGCUUUAUGAGAAAGAGGAACAACUUAAACAAAUAAGUGGGAUUCAGGAAAAAAUGAAUGAACUGGAACAAUUGAAGGAGCAUCUGAAAGCCAAAGAUUCAGCACUACAAAGUAUAGAAAGUGAGAUGCUCAAGUUGACUAAUAGACUUCAAGAAAGUCAAGAAGAAAUACAAAUUAUGAUUAAGGAAAGAGAUGAACUGAAAAAAGUACAGGAGGCCCUUCAGAUAGAGAGAGACCAACUGAAAGAAAACAGUAAAGAAAUUGUAGUUAAAAUGCAAGAAUCUCAAGAAAAACAUCAGCUUCUUAAGAUGACAGCUGUCAAUGAGACUCAGCAAAAAAUGUGUGAAAUAAAACAUUUGAAGGAGCAACUUGAGACCCAGAAGUUAACCCUGGAAAAAAUAGACAUGGAAAAUGUAAGGUUGACUCAGAUACUACAUGAAAACCUUGAAGAAAUGAGAUCUGUAACAAAAGAAAGAGAUGACCUUAGGAGUGUGGAGGAGACUCUCAAAGUAGAGAGAGACCAGCUCAAGGAAACCCUUAGAGAAACCAUAGCUAGAGACCUAGAAAAACAAGAGGAGCUAAAAAUUGUUCACAUGCAUCUGAAGGAGCACCAAGAAACUAUUGAUAAACUCAGAGGAGUUGUUUCAGAGAAAACAAAUGAAAUAUCAAAUAUGCAAAAGGACUUAGAAAAUUCAAAUGCUGCCUUAAAAGCACAGGAUCUGAAAAAACAAGAGGAACUAAGAAUUGCUCACAUGCAUCUAAAAGAGCACCAGGAAACCAUUGACAAACUCAGAGGAAUUGUUUCUGAGAAGACAGACAAAAUAUCAGAUAUGCAAAAAGAUUUAGAAAAUUCAAAUGCUAAAUUACAAGAAAAGAUUCAAGAACUUAAGGCAAAUGAACAUCAACUUUAUAAGUUAAAAAAAGAUGUCAGUGAAACACAGAAAAAAGUGUCUGAAAUGGAGCAACUAAAGAAACAAAUGAAAGACCAAAGCUUAACUCUGAGUAAAAUAGAAAUUGAGAACUUAAAUUUGGCUCAGAAACUUCAUGAAAGCCUUGAAGAAAUGAAAUCUGUAAUGAAAGAAAGAGAUUAUCUAAGAAGAGUAGAGGAGACCCUCAAACUGGAGAGAGACCAACUCAAGGAAAGCCUGCAAGAAACCAAAGCUAGAGAUCUGGAAACACAACAGAAACUAAAAACUGCUCAUAUGCAAUCAAAAGAACACCAAGAAACUAUUGAUAAACUUAGAGAAAAAGUUUCAGAAAAGACAACUCAAAUUUCAAACAUUCAAAAGGAUUUAGAUAAAAAAAGAGAUGAGCUAAGGAAAAAGCAGGACCAACAGAACCACCAAGUAAAACCCGAAAAAAGGUUACUAAGUGAUGCACAACAGCAGCUUACAGAAAGCAUGAGAGAAAAGUGCUCUAGAAUAAAAGAGCUUUUGAAGAGAUAUUCAGAGGUGGAUGAUCACUAUGAGUGCUUGAAUAGACUGUCUCUUGACUUGGAGAAGGAAAUUGAAAUCCAAAAAGAGCUUUUAAUGAGAGUAAAAGCAAACCUCUCACUUCCCUAUUUACAAACCAAACAAAUUGAAAAACUUUUUACUGCAAACCAGAGGUGUUCCAUGGAAUUCCAUAGAGUCAUGAAGAAACUCAAGUAUGUGUUAAGCUGUGUUACAAAAAUAAAAGAAGAACAACAUGAAUCCAUCAAUAAAUUUGAAAUGGAUUUUAUUGAUGAAGUGGAAAAGCAAGAUGAAUUGCUAAUUAAAAUACAGCACCUUCAACAAGAUUGUGAUGUACCAUCCAGAGAAUUAAGGGACUUCAAAUUGAGCAGGAAUAUUGAUCUACAUAUUGAGGAAAUUCUCAAAGAUUUCUCAGAAAGUGAGUUCCCUAGCAUAAAGACUGAAUUUCAACAAGUACUAAGUAAUAAGAAGGAAAUGACACAGUUUUUGGAAGAGUGGUUAAAUACUCGUUUUGAUAUAGAAAAGCUUAAAAAUGGCAUCCAGAAAGAAAAUGAUAGGAUUUGUCAAGUGAAUAACUUCUUUAAUAACAGAAUAAUUGCAAUAAUGAAUGAAUCAACAGAGUUUGAGGAAAGAAGUGCUGCCAUAUCCAAAGAAUGGGAACAGGAUCUGAAAUCACUGAAAGAGAAAAAUGAAAAACUAUUGAAAAACUACCAAACAUUGAAGACCUCCUUGGCAUCUGGUGCCCAGGUUAAUCCUACCAUGCAAGACAAUAAGAAUCCUCAUGUUACCUCAAGAGCUACAAAGUUAACCACAGAGAAAUUUCAGGAACUGGAAACUUCAUUACGUGAAGCUAAAGAAAGUGCUAUGCAUAAGGAAAGCAAGAUUAUAAAGAUGCAAAAAGAACUUGAGGUGGCUAAUGACAUAAUAGCAAAACUUCAAGCCAAAGUUAAUGAAUCAAAUAAAUGCCUUGAAAAACAAAAAGAGACAAUUCAAAUACUUCAGGACAAAGUUGCUUCAGGAGCUAAGCCAUAUAAAGAAGAAAUUGAAGAUCUCAAAAUGAAGCUCAUGAAAAUAGACCUAGAGAAAAUGAAAAAUGCCAAAGAAUUUGAAAAGAAAAUCACUGCUAUAAAAGCCACUGUGGAACAUCAAGAAGAAGUUAUAAGGGUAUUGAGAGAAAAUCUGAGAAGAAGUCAGCAGGCCCAUGAUACCUCAAUGAUAUCAGAACAUACUGAUUCUCAGCCUUCAAAUAAACCCUUAACUUGUGGAGGUGGCAGUGGCAUUGUACAAAACACAAAAGCUCUUAUUUUGAAAAGUGAGCAUAUAAGGCUAGAAAAGGAAGUUUCUAAGUUAAAGCAGCAAAAUGAAGAGCUAAUAAAGCAAAAGAAUGAAUUGUUAAGCAAUAAUCAGCAUCUUUCUAAUGAGGUCAAAACUUGGAAGGACAGAGCCCUUAAAAGAGAGGCUCACAAACAAGUAAUUUGUGAGAAUUCUCCAAAGUCUCCUAAAGUGACUGGAACAGUUUCUAAAAAGAAACAGAUUACACCCUCUCAAUGCAGGGAACGGAAUUUACAAGAUCCUGUGCCAAAGGAAUCGCCAAAACCUUGUUUUUUUGAUAGCCGAUCAAAGUCUUUACCAUCACCUCAUCCGGUUCGCUAUUUUGAUAACUCAAGUUUAGGCCUUUGUCCAGAGAUACAAAAUGCAGGAGCAGAGAGUGUGGAUUCUCAACCAGGUCCUUGGCACGCCUCCUCAGGAAAAGAUGUACCUGAGUGCAAAACUCAGUAGACUCCUCUUCAUCCCUUUUCGGGAGGUUCAGCAUUCCUUGUUUGGAAAUGACUUUAUGUGUCUGUCCCUGCUAAUGAUGUCAUAGUACAGCUUAAUUUCAAUUCAGUCUUUUAACUUUACCACUAGAGUUGAAAAAUAAGGGAGGAGGAAACAAUGCCUUGUGGUAAUUUAGAAUGGUGAUAGGAAUUACCUUCUUCUUGCACGUGGUAAUACUUUUAAAAGGUGAAUUGUUUUAUUUAUUUGUAUAUUUUGUAAAGAAUAAAGUUAUUGAAGGAAAUGUAAAGUUAACUACAUGAUUUAGCAUAUUCAAAAGCAUAAUACAGACAUUAAUAUAUUUUAUUAACAAAAUUUAAACAUUUUUAACACCUUACACAUUCAAUAAAUGUUGAGUAGUUAUGAA
Molecule: messenger RNA, 7985 nt
Organism: Cebus imitator (Panamanian white-faced capuchin)
Lineage: Eukaryota; Metazoa; Chordata; Mammalia; Primates; Cebidae
Gene: CENPE
Product: centromere protein E
Exons: 47
Coding region: 74-7585 (2503 amino acids)
Biological process (GO): mitotic cell cycle; microtubule-based movement
Cellular component (GO): microtubule
Molecular function (GO): plus-end-directed microtubule motor activity; microtubule binding; ATP binding
Source: RefSeq, a predicted model, not a curated record